Messenger RNA from Aureobasidium vineae, 2259 nucleotides. The record is from the annotation of a GenBank genome assembly. NCBI's taxonomy places the organism in Eukaryota, Fungi, Ascomycota, Dothideomycetes, Dothideales, Saccotheciaceae.
UAUCCUGAUACCGAUCGCCUGGCCCACCCCGACAAGACUUUCUACCCAGUCAAGAUUCCCGUAUCACACUGGCAAUUGCGACACUACAUCUCAUCGCCCGACAAGGACGCCAUCUACUACGCCAGUGGGAACGAAGUCUACUACCUCGACACGCUCUCGCGGAAACGCAAAUACCUCGCUACACUACCUUUCGAGGCCCGAUGUACCGCCUCUGGCUUUGGCUGGAUCUGUGUUGGAGGUGAGGAGGAUGGCCACUUCGCCGCAAUCAAGCUGGAGGGCUCGUCUCCGACACGCUCUGUCGAUGUAGACGCCCCACUGCCUCUGGACUAUUGGCAACCGCAAAGAGGCUCUCCCAGGGCCGCCAACGUCAAGCUCGAACGUAUAGGCGAAGAGAUCGUCAACUCAAUCUCCAUCCACCAGAUCCACGACGAGGAAAAUCAUCUGUACGAUGUCGUCGCCGUCCUGACCAACAACGACAAGACUGUUCGCAUCUACUCGCUCCCACAAGCCCUGGAGACUUCGGUCCUGGACCUGCCCUUUCCCAUGAACCACGCUUCGAUAUCUCCUGAUGGCACCACGCUUGUUGCUGUUGGCGACUCCAACCAGGCCUUCUUCUAUACACGCACGCUGUCGCAACCUCCNCCACAGAUUCCAAAACCUCACAAUCGCCUGAACACAACGAACGUCACAUGGGACCUAGCAAACAUCGUUCAGCUCCGUGCUGGUGAUCCCACUGCACAGCCCGGAUACUUCACCACUGCAUGGUCACCCAAUGGCAGCUUAGCCGCUCUGGGUUCCGAAGGUGGCUACAUCACAGUAUUCGAUAUGGACAUAUUUGCGCAAUGUGCUUCUGACGAGGCAGAAGAUGCCAUCGUCGCUACCGUUCCCUCAACAAGACCCAAUAUUGUUGCUGCCCUUCAUCCUGGCGCUGUCAGAUCCAUGAUCUUCUCUCCCGAACCCUGGGAUCUGCUUAUCUGGGCCGAAGAUCAAGGCCGCAUAUGCAUUGGCGAUCUGCGCACCGGACUAAAGACCAAACAGGUGAUAGAAUUAAAACCCAACGAAGAAGGUCUGAAGAAGGUUGAACUCGAAGAUAUUGCGACGGAGUAUUUGACUGAAGGUGACCGUUUGGAUGAUCUGCAGCAAGAAAUAUUGGAUCGCUACCGAGAGGCACGAGAUCCCGCCGAGCAAGGCAACUUUGCUAGAGAAUUCCUCCAAGCUCGAGAGCGUGAACGCUACCAACAUCUCGACCGCGCCCGUGUAAUGUUCCCGACUUUGUCCAACACAGCAUCGGCGCCAGGAGAUGAUCCGCGAGGCCUUACAGCACACGAGCAACAGAUUCUUGAAGCACUUCGAACAACCAGACAACGCGAAGAAGCUCGUACUCAGGGAAGUACUCCUCGCUCGAUCAACUAUACAAGCGCCGGCCUCUUCAGCGCCCAUACCAGUAGCCGCACUUCGGCAACUGCACGAUCAAACGAGACACCUCGCCCAUUCAGCGACGUCUUGGUCAACCAUAACGACCCUUACGCAGCUUUCCCGGAGCUAUCUCGGACAUCUCAGCGGGAUACCACAGAGUCUCGCGAAAGGGAUCGAACUACAGGCGACAACACAUUGCCGCCGCUUCAUUCGAUACAGGAAUAUCUGCUGCUCCGUGAUAGAGAGCGUGAAGCGUCGUCCGCAUCCAACACGGAUCGUGGAACUAGCAUCCGCCGUUCUGGAGCAGGAGCAGCUCCUACUUUGACGAGCACUGCCGCGACCAUUCCUCCACACGCGACGCGAGCAACAACGACCACCAGGGCUGAAACAGAGGAGGACAAUCCAUGGCGCACUAUAUCCAACGCAAUGAGCUUGGCCCGAGGACCGUUAUUCGAAUCACCUCGAUCGAUAGACGCCAGCACACGACAGUCUCGUGAGCGCGAGGCUAUGGUGCGUACGGAACAGCUCCGCCGAAUGACUGCGCAGCGUGAGCGGCUUCGCGGACUACGACAAGAGUUUGAGCGUGGAACAGAUACAGCACAGAGCUUGUACGAUACACUCACCUCACUACGAGGCUAUACAUCGACUCGACCUACAGCAUUCCAUGAUGGUUACGAGAUGCUGAUGCGCAGGACUGGACGUGAGGCUACCAUAGGAGUCCGGACGGCAGGGCUAGCCAUCAGUCAUGAUGGACGCAGAUUGUGGGCGGCAUGCGAGGAGGGCAUCUUCGAGAUCGACUUGCAGGUCAAGCUGAGAAUGAUGUUCCCAGCAGUGGAAAUGAAA